AUGGCCACUCCAGAGGCUCAGGCGGCUGGAGAGGCUCCGGCCAAGGAGAACCAAGUGGCCUUGGGGUCUGAGCAGACCAGGGCCCCCGCCUCGCCGGUCAAGAGGUCCUGGCUGGCGCGGCAUUUCUCGCUGCUGCUGCGGCGGGACCGGCAGGCCCAGAAGGCCGGGCAGCUCUUCUCGGGGCUCCUGGCACUCAACGUGGUGCUCCUGGGCGGAGCCUUCAUCUGCAGCAUGGUCUUCAACAACGUGGCCGUCACGCUGGGGGACGUGUGGAUCCUGCUGGCCGCACUGAAGGUCCUGUCCGCCCUCUGGCUCCUCUACUACACCGCGGGGACCACUCGGCGGCCGCACGCGGUGCUCCACCAGGACCCACACGCGGGGCCCGUGUGGGUGCGGGGCUCCCUGGUGCUCUUCGGCAGCUGCACCAUCUGCCUCAACGUCUUCCGCGUGGGCUACGACGUGAGCCACAUCCGCUGCAAGUCGCAGCUGGAGCUGGUCUUCCCCGCCAUCGAGGUCAUCUUCAUCAGCGUCCAGACCUGGGUGCUCUGGAAACACUGUAAGGACUGCGUUCAGAUCCAGACCAACUUCACUAGGUGUGGCCUGAUGCUGACGCUGGCCACGAAUCUGCUGCUGUGGCUUCUGGCCGUCUCCAACGACUCCAUGCACCAUGAGAUCGAGGCUGAACUCAGCGCCCUCAUGAAAAAGCUUUCAGGCAACGGUACCAACACCUGUCUGUGCCUCAAUGUCACCAUGUGCGAGGUCUUCCGGAAGGGCUACCUGAUGCUCUACCCCUUCAGCACCGAGUACUGCCUCAUCUGCUGCGCCGUGCUCUUCGUCAUGUGGAAGAACGCGGGCCGCCGCCCGGCGCCCGCCAUGGGCGCGCCACCCGGCGGCCCGUCCUUCCACCUGCACGGCGCCAUCUUCGGGCCGCUGCUGGGUCUGCUGGUGCUGGUGGCGGGCGUCUGCGUCUUUGUGCUCUUCCAGAUCCAAGCAAGCGGCCCGGCCAUCGCGCGGGAGUACUUCACCAUCUACUACGCCUUCUACGUGGCCGCCCUGCCCGCUAUGAGCCUGGCGUGCCUGGCGGGCACGGCCAUCCACGGGCUGGAGGAGCGAGAGCUGGACACGUUCAAGAACCCCACCCGCAGCCUGGACGUGGUGCUACUGAUGGGCGCGGCGCUGGGCCAGAUGGGCAUCUCCUAUUUCUCCAUCGUGGCCAUCGUGGCCACCCGUCCCCACGAGCUGCUCAACUGCCUCAUCCUGGCCUACUCUCUGCUACUCAUCCUCCAGCAUAUGGCCCAGAACCUGUUCAUCAUCGAGGGCCUGCACCGCCGCCCGCUCUGGGAGGUGGCUCCUGAGAGCCUGGCUGGGAAGUGGGAGGCCGAGCCGCCCCGCAGGGGCUCCCUGCUGGAGCUGGGCCAGGACCUGCGGCGGGCCUCGCUGGCCUACAUCCACUCCUAUAGCCACCUCAACUGGAAGCAGCGAGCCCUCAAGGAGAUCUCACUCUUCCUCAUCCUCUGCAACAUCACGCUAUGGAUGAUGCCUGCUUUCGGCAUCCACCCUGAGUUUGAGAAUGGGCUGGAAAAGGACUUCUAUGGCUACCGGACGUGGUUCACCAUCGUCAACUUUGGCCUGCCUCUGGGGGUCUUCUACCGCAUGCACUCCGUUGGGGGGCUGGUGGAGGUCUACCUGGGGGCCUGA
Molecule: messenger RNA, 1698 nt
Organism: Rangifer tarandus platyrhynchus (Svalbard reindeer)
Lineage: Eukaryota; Metazoa; Chordata; Mammalia; Artiodactyla; Cervidae
Source: the annotation of a GenBank genome assembly